Messenger RNA from Monoraphidium neglectum, 708 nucleotides. RefSeq names its product Non-histone chromosomal protein 6. Gene Ontology annotation, biological process: regulation of gene expression. The record is from RefSeq and is a predicted model, not a curated record. Gene Ontology annotation, cellular component: nucleus. Lineage: Eukaryota; Viridiplantae; Chlorophyta; Chlorophyceae; Sphaeropleales; Selenastraceae. The transcript has 3 exons. Bases 1 to 708 code for a protein of 235 amino acids.
AUGGGCACCGUGCCCAGGGAGGCGGCGGAGGGCGGCGGCGGCGCCUGCGGCGGCGCGGGGGCGGGCGCACGCGGCACUGCCGGCUGCGAUCUGCUCGUUCUCGCGGUCCCGAAGCGGCCGCCUCGCGUCGAGCUGCCCGCGCCGACGCCUCUGAGCUGUGCGGGGCCGCGGCUGCCGGACCCGCUGCCGCUCUUCUGCCCGACCGCCCUGGGCCCCGGCGCAGGCGGCGCGGCGGCGGCGGCGGAAGGGGCGGCGGGCGACGCGGUGCUUGCGAGUGCUCUGUCGGCGGCGCUGGCGGGCGGCGGCGGAGGGCCGGCGUGCGUGGAUCCCGGCAAGCCCGCGGUGCCACAGGGGAAGAAGCGCAAGCCGCCACGGGACCCGCUCGCCCCGAAGAGGCCCAUGAACGCGUAUCAGGUGUUCAUGGUGCGCCACAGGGCGGAGGUCAUGGCGCAGAACCCGGGCCUGCCCUUCAAGGAUAUGAUGAAGCUGCUCGGCCAGAUGUGGGGGCGAGCAGGCCAGGAAGAGAAGGGCGCGUGCGACGCAGCCGCUUCGGCGGACCGGGAGCGGUACAAUCGCCAGCUGGCGGAGUUUGAUGGCAGCCGCGCGGCAGCCGCGGCCUCGGUGGCGCCGACGGGGCCGGCUGCCGGGCACUCUGUCUGGGAGGCCAACAGCUUUUGUAACGAGGUAGGCGGGCAAGGAUGGGUGUGA